Marmota monax (woodchuck) is the source of this 5801-nucleotide messenger RNA. It is a transcript of the gene Mrgpre, whose product is annotated as MAS related GPR family member E. Gene Ontology annotation, biological process: G protein-coupled receptor signaling pathway. Gene Ontology annotation, cellular component: membrane. The coding region runs from base 338 to 1279 and encodes 313 amino acids. Gene Ontology annotation, molecular function: G protein-coupled receptor activity. The record is from RefSeq and is a predicted model, not a curated record. The transcript is spliced from 2 exons. Lineage: Eukaryota; Metazoa; Chordata; Mammalia; Rodentia; Sciuridae.
UCCUCUGCUCUCCAGGCCUGCCUGGAAGGCUGCAGGGAGGGUCUGGGUUUCUCUUGCUGCCCACACCUGGGCAGGAGCCCAGCCAAGCAGAGAAGGGUCCCCAGGGAGACUCCUUCCCGACCAGCCCCAUCCCAGCCCGACACCAUGUGACUCCCAGGAGCUGGCUGACACAGAGCAGGAGACACCCACAGGCUCUGGGCGGCAGGAGCCCACAGCCAGCCAGGACAGCCCUGAGACCCAGUGUCCAAGCAGGCAAGGAUUCGGAACGGGAGCCAGGAGAGAGCAGAGCGGACGUCCCUGGCCUCCCGGCCUCCACCCAUUCCACCCUUCCCUGGAGAUGGAGUGGAAGGAAGGUGGCCAGCACGUAGCUGCCCCCGACCGCAGCCAGGAGGACCAGGCCUUCAACCUGGUCAUUCUGGCCCUCACGGAGCUGCUCAGCCUGGGCGGGCUGCUGGGCAACGGGGUGGUCCUCUGGCUGCUCAGCCGCAACGUCUACAGGAGCCCCUUCUCCAUCUACCUCCUGGACGUGGCCUGUGCCGACCUCGUCUUCCUCGGCUGCCACAUGGUGGCCGUCGUCCCCGACCUGCUGCCCCGCCAGCUGACCUUCCCGGGCUUCGUCCAGACCAGUCUGGCCACACUGAGGUUCUUCUGCUACAUCGUGGGCCUGAGCCUCUUGGCGGCCAUCAGCAUAGAGCAGUGCCUGGCCACCCUCUUCCCCGCCUGGUACCUGUGCCGCCGCCCGCGCCACCUGACCACCUGCGUGUGCGCGCUGGCCUGGGCGCUCUGCCUGCUGCUGGACCUGCUGCUCAGUGGGGCCUGCACCGAGUUCUUUGGGGAGCCCAGCGGCCACCUGUGCAGGACGCUGUGGCUGGUGGUGGCGGCCCUGCUGGGCGCCCUGUGCUGUGCCAUGUGCCUGGCCAGCCUGCUCCUGCUGCUGCGGGUGGAGCGUGGCCCGCAGCGGCCCCAGCCCCGGGGCUUCCCCGCCCUGGUCCUGCUGGCCGUCCUCCUCUUCCUCUUCUGCGGCCUGCCCUUCGGCAUCUACUGGCUGUCGCGGAACCUGCACUGGCACAUCCCCCACUACUUCUACCACUUCAGCUUCCUCAUGGCCGCCGUGCACAGCUCCACCAAGCCCGCCGCCUACUUCUGCCUGGGUAGCAGCCAGGGCCGCAGGCUGCGCGAGCCUCUCCGCCUGGUGCUCCAGAGGGCCCUGGGGGAUGAGGCCGAGCUGGCGGCCGGGAGGGAGGCUUCUCAAAGGGGCCUUGUGGACAUGACGGCCUAGGCCCUCGUCCCAACCUCAGCUCUGGCCUGGAAGCCAGGGAGCUGCCCACCAAGGGGACCUCCAAAGGAGGUCUCUGCUGAUGACCUGCCUGUGAGGACCACCAGUGUCACCCUCACUCCCCGUGUGAGGCUCACUGGGGAGGCUGCUGGAGGGUCUCUGGGGAGGCAGCCUGGGAACUUGCACUUUGAGGACACCCCCCCAGGGCCGUUGUCCUGCCCAGGAACUCAUGAGAGCCCCUGGGUUACACCCACGUUCCCCAGUGACAGCAAGAGGCAGGCAAGGAAGGGAACAGGCCAGUCCCCAGGUGGGGGCAGGCCAGCCGUCUCCCGCCAGCUCAUCCUGCCUCCCCCGUCAGCCUCCCCACAGCCGAGGGCACACCCCGGAUAUGUGGGGAUGGGACAGUGUGGCCCGCCUCAGCUCCCCAAGGCCCUCCCUCCAGUGUGUCUACAGUGUCCUGAGAUUGGAAGCUGGCUCAGGCAUGGGGAAUGAGGCACUCAGGGGACCCUGGGUGGCUGGGCCACAGAAGAAAAUGUCCGCCAGACCCCCACACCCUGGCCAGUGAGCGGAGGCUGCCCCCUCCCCCUGUGCCAGGAGCAGAGCUGGCCCCUGGUGCAGGGUGCUCGGGCCAGCAGCCCACUGAACCCCAGGGGAAGUUGGCUCGGACUACCCCCAGUGUCCACCUGGGUUCCUGCUGUGCUCUCCGGGCGUCGUCUGACCCAGCACCGCCCAGAGCUUGAAGCCCAUCCAGGCAAAGCCCCAGCAGCUUCUGCGUCAUCGGCUCAUGUCCCCUCAGGAGCUUCAGCUGAAAAUUUGUGACGUCCCGAGUGCCAGUGACCUCCCCAUGAGGCUGCACGUGGGUGGAGAGCUUUGAGGCCUACCCUGCACAGCUGUGGCAGAGGAAGGCAGACAGGGGCUCAGAGGGGCUUCCAAGCCUGGGGUUGUCGGUGACCACUGGCCCCUCAUGUAUGACUGGGUCCUGGACCACGCAGACCUCUCCCCAAGCUUCAGGAAGGCUGUUUUGCAAAAGCUUCUUCUGCAUCGUGAAAAGUGCCCUGAGUGGGCAGGAGGCCCUGGCAGUCCUGCCCACACCUGGAGCAGCCCCACAGGAAAGUCUGGACUUCAGCUCUUGGGCAGCCCCCCACCUACACCUCCUGGGCGGGCAUGUCCCACUCAGGAGGGUCACUCUGAGGACACAGCCUGGGCUCUGCCCCUCAGCAGGCUACAGAGCUCCCAGGUACUGGGCCUGGGGCUCAGAGAUGACCCAGAGCUGAUCCCCGAGUGUCUCAUUUCCCGGUGCCCGAGCCAGCUUCCAACCCCAGGGGUCAAGGGCAGGGGCUUUGGAGCCCUCCAGCCUGGGCCGAGCCAGUUCCCACCACCCCGUCUCCAUGGGUGGGUUGCUCAGCCUCCCCCCGCCCCUCUGGGUCAUCUUUAAAGCACUAGAGCCAAGCGAGUCCACCGUGUGAGAGGCUGUGAAGUGUGUCUGGAGCCUCACGAGCCCACGGAACUUCACCACGUCACUGACCCUCCGGGCCCAAGUCCACCGCACGUCUUGACCUGGGUGUCCGAGAGAUCUUUACAGCUGUCAGGACCUCCUUCUGACCUGGAGUGGCUGGGCCGUGGCCAGCGUGAUGUUCAGGCUUGGCCAAGAGCUUGUCUUCUGAGGUGGGGUGAGAGUCUCAGACCCCUACCCAGCGUCCUGGGACCCCUACCCAGCGUCCUGAGACCCCUACCCAGCGUCCUGGGACCCCUACCCAGCGUCCUGGGAUCCCUACCCAGCGUCCUGGGACCCCUACCCAGCAUCCUGGGACCCCUACCCAGCGUCCUGGGACCCCUACCCAGCGUCCUGGGAUCCCUACCCAGCAUCCUGGGACCCCCACCCAGCAUCCUGGGACCCCUACCCAGCGUCCUGGGACCCCACCCAGCGUCCUGGGACCCCUACCCAGCGUCCUGGGACCCCUACCCAGCGUCCUGAGACCCCUACCCAGCGUCCUGGGACCCCUACCCAGCGUCCUGAGACUCCUACCCAGCGUCCUGGGACCCCUAGCCAGCGUCCUGGGAUCCCUACCCAGCAUCCUGGGACCCCUACCCAGCGUCCUGGGAUCCCUACCCAGCGUCCUGAGACCCCUACCCAGCAUCCUGGGGCCAGGCCUCCCACCUUCACCCCAGGGCCUUCACCCAGGCUCCUGUGCACCCUGGUAGGUGUGGGCCCAGGGGUCCUCCUGAGGUAGCUUGGGGCCAGUGUGGCCCUCCGUGGCCCGGUUCAGUCUCUGUGGGGGAGAUGAGAGCAGGAAAGGAGGCCCCUGUCCACAAAUCCAUGGAGGAAGACCUACGGGGGGGGGGCGCCACCAGCCCACGGGUGCCCUAUGCCUGGACGUUAGCCCAGAACCCUGCAGUGGUGGGGAGGGCACUUACACGUGAGAACACUGAGGCUCGGGGAUCUGAGACCACCCCAGGCCACCAGACAUGUCUCCCUGGAUCCCUCCACACACCCUGCUGGUUCAGGACUGGCUCAGGAGCCCUGAACACACCCUGGACCCCAUCCCCUUUUCCCCAUAUAGGGGAGAGAUAGGUCAUGGACCCUCGGGACAUGCCCUCCUGCCUGAGAGCCCCUGCCCGAGAGCCCACCCUUGGUCCAGGGGAGUUAGGUGCAGCUCUCAGUCCUCCUAGCUGACUCAGGGAGCACAGGUGUGGCAGCAGGUAUGCACCCUCAGCCAGACUGUCUGCCCAGCCCCAUGCUCUGGGGAGAGAGCCAGGGGUACUGGGGCAGGUGAUGGUCCUCCUAGCCUUCAUGGGAGCUUCCAGGGCCCACGGGCAAGGCAGCUUCCAUCAGGCCACCUGGCCACCUGGCCACACCUCUCACCUCACCUGGCUGCUCCUCCCCUUCUGCCCCAGAGCCACGAGGGCCCACCAUGCACCCCAGCCCUCACCCUGCAUGACCCUGAGGUCCACUCCCCAAGGUGGCCCCUCCCCAAGGCUCAGACAAAGCCAGACCAGGAGGAGGCUCAGGGUCCUAGGAGGACAUGGCCUGAGGGCCAGGCCAGCGUCCACCAGGACCCACCCACUGUGCCUAGGGCAGGACAGACUUCCCGGGAACAGGGUGUCUGCAGGGGCGGCCAACAUCCCAGGGAGCCCCUGUCACCACAGCCCCUCCCCAGGCCUGCAGGGAGCGCUGACGGGCUCCAGGCCCAGGACUCGGGGCAGGGCCCAGGAAGACGCCCCCUGCCCACCUCCCCCCUGCGCUCAGUUGCAAGCUUGAGGUGGUCCUGGCGCUGGGUCCUGGGUAGCUGGGAGGACCCGCUCACUCCUCCCUGUGCCCAGUCAGCAGCUGAGCCACCGGGAGAAGCCUCAGCCUGUGGGGCCGUGGGCGAGGGCCAGCUCUGUGACCUGCCUUGAGCUGCUCCUCCUCUCAGCCCAGGUGUGGGGGUCUCUGACCCGGGCCCCUCCACCUGCCCCGGAGCGACCCGCUCCAGAGGCUGCGCUUGCCCCCAGGGCCUUCCCACGCGCCCGUCCUGCCUCCUGCCACCCCAGGCGUGGUCACUGAAGGGCACAGCUCGGCUGCUUUAAUCAGAGUGUUUUUCUUUUAAGCAAGUGGCUUCCGCAGGUGGCAGAAGCCAUAACGCUCUGCCUGUGAUCUGCUGUGGGUAAUGGGUCACACACGUGACCUGGGCGAUGUCACAGGACCUCAUAGAAACCCGGGGGAAACUGAGGCUUCCAGAGACCAAGAAGGCUGACCCCAAGCUGCAGCCUACGGGGCCAGGGGGCAGCCCCUCCUUCCCUGCCAGGCAAGACCCCACCCAGGAAAGGGUCAGGAGGUAGAGAGUCAUGGCCUCAGGCCCACGCUCUCCUUAACAGCACACCUUGGCCCCUGUGUUCCCAGUCUGUUCUGUGUGCCUGCUGCCUGAGCAUCUAGGGCCUCACUGACCCUCAGGCAGCUAAUUCCUAGGGAUGGUAAAGCACUACUCCGCCAUUCAGUGCAGAGCCCACGCCCACCCUGGGUUCCCCUAAACUGUGACCACCCCUCCAGGGUGGUGCUGGACAACCAGGCAGCCCCUGGGCUCCAGGGUCCUGAAAUCCCUCACACUGGCCAAUCCUAGGCCUGCUUGCUGUCCUUGUCCACUGUCGUGAGUGAGCUAUGUCAUUAAAAUAGACCAAACACGUCUGUAUCUUUCUGCAAUGUCGGCAUUCACUGAGCAACAAUAAAUUCACAGGCUGCCCACUUUCCUUUGUGGCAAUUCACUGAAUACCCCUAGGUUACCUGGUAGUCAUGAGCACGACAAUCACAGAUUCUUUUAUUCCACUCUUAAUUUCUAAUAUCCAAAGACAACAGUCACACACACGUCACAGAGUGAUACAUAAGAAGUAGGUCAUGGGCUGGGGAUGUGGCUCAAGUGGUAGUGCGCUUGCCUGGCAUGCAUGCGGCGCUGGGUUCGAUCCUCAGCAUCACAUACAAAUAAAAGGAUGUUGUGCCGCUGAAAACUAAAAAACAAUAAAAUAUUUAAAAAUUCUCUCUCUCUCUCUCUCU